Molecule: messenger RNA, 1272 nt
Organism: Exophiala spinifera
Lineage: Eukaryota; Fungi; Ascomycota; Eurotiomycetes; Chaetothyriales; Herpotrichiellaceae
Exons: 1
Coding region: 1-1272 (423 amino acids)
Cellular component (GO): intracellular anatomical structure
Molecular function (GO): NADP binding; NADPH dehydrogenase activity; FMN binding
Source: RefSeq, a predicted model, not a curated record
AUGGGCAGAAAGACGUCGUUUCACGUCCCCGUCGGGACCCCGUUGCAAGUCACGGACCAGACGCCUACGCUCUUUCGACCCUUGAAGAUUCGAUCGGUCACGCUGCGCAAUCGCAUCUGUGUCUCGCCCAUGUGUCAAUACUCGUUGGCCAGCUCCGGGGCGAGCGUCGGUGCGCUGACCCCCUUGUAUUACACCACAAUCGGGCAUUAUGUCUUCAAGGGGGCGGCGUUGGCGAUGGUCGAAGCUACCGGAGUGAACUAUGCCGGCCGUAUCAGUCCGAAAUGCCCAGGGCUCUGGAACGACACGCAGGAGGAAUCGCUCCGAUCCCUGGCGUCUUUCAUUCACUCGGUGGGCGGCGUCUGCGGAGUGCAGCUGUCCCACGGUGGCAGGAAGUCAAGCACACAGCCGCCCUUGGUUGCGGCAGAGCUAGGAUUGUACAGCGCUCGUGCAGACGCAAAGGAUGAUGGAUGGCCGGAGGAUGUGGUCGGCCCUUCGGGAGGGAUCGACCAGGUGUGGGAUGGCAAAAGGCCAGACGACCCGACGGGGGGCUAUCACUCCCCGAGAGAAAUGACGGUUGAAGAGAUCCAGAGCGUUGUGGACGACUUUGCAAAAUCAGCGCAACGGGCCGUCAGGGCAGGCGUCGACGUUGUCGAAAUCCAUGGUGCUCACGGAUACCUCCUCCACCAGUUCCUCAGCCCACUUACGAAUCGACGAACAGACGCGUACGGCGGCAGUUUCGGGAACCGGACACGUCUCUUGAUCGAGAUCAUCAAGAGCGUGAGGUCGGUCGUUCCCGACACGAUGCCGGUGUUCCUUCGCGUCAGCGCCACAGACUGGAUGGAGGAGACCGACCUGGGUCGGACCUUGGGCUCCUGGGACGAGCAGAGCACGAUACGUCUGGCGAUGAUGCUCCCCGAUUUGGGUGUCGACCUCAUGGAUGUUAGUUCGGGGGGCAAUCACCACGCCGCACGCUACAAUGUCUUCGACGCAGGAGUGCGCCAAGCCGAAAUCGCUUCCAGAGUUCGAGCAGCCCUGAGAACUGCGCAUAAGAGCCUCCUGAUUGGCACAGUUGGAUGUAUUACAGAAGCGACGACAGCUCGCGACAUAGUCCAAUUGGAUUCACUGGGAGCUGCGGCCGCCGAUGUGGUUUUUGUCGGUCGCCAGUUUCUUCGCGACCCAGAUUUCGUUUUCCACGCCGCGGAAGAGUUGGGGGUCGAUGUCCAAUGGCCGCCACAGACGAGACGUGCAAAACCUGCGAGACCUUCACUAUAA